Bactrocera oleae (olive fruit fly) is the source of this 725-nucleotide messenger RNA. RefSeq lists its product as uncharacterized. Lineage: Eukaryota; Metazoa; Arthropoda; Insecta; Diptera; Tephritidae. The record is from RefSeq and is a predicted model, not a curated record.
UUCGCAAAGUAUUGUCAAACCGCAGAGUUGUUAAAACAUUCGUUCCAAAAAUGAAAAUUAUCGCGCUAUUAUUCCUAUUGUCUUGUGUCUUCUGGACAGCUACAAGUAAUGAUGUGCAAAAAACUGAACAGAAAAAUCGCUUUGGUCUUGUAAACCAACGAAUUAGAUCCUUGCGCGACAGUCUUGGUGGUAUGUGGGCUACAGACACAACGACACCGAAACCCGUGGCAGCGGUAGCCAAUGAAGAUGAUGAAGAUCAAUGGGAUAUCGGCACAUUCUUGGGGCAGUUAGGCACAAAAGUGGGUUUGGUCGUUAAAAACGCAGUGAAAGAUCUAUUAGAAUGUGUUGAUAAUGUAUUCAACUUAAGCCCUGGUGAAAAGAAAAAAGAAACGAAUAAUAAAGGCGGUGCUGGCGCAGCAAGUGCAAAUUCGACUUUGAAACCAACCGAAUCCACGACUGUUGGUAGUACCACAGUAAACCCAACCGAAUCCACGACUGCUGGUGGCACGGGUAACGCUACAACUUCGAAUGUUGCCUAGGACUCGCUACCGUUUGCGGCGUUGUAGCUAGUUGAUCCGGAACUUGUGAUUGGCGAGCAAGUAGAUAUUCCAAAAUUAACAGUGGUCUAACCUCGAAAUCAUAAACUAGUAAAUAUGUUUAAAAAAUGGCAUAUAAACUAUUCCUGUACUAUAUUGAAUAUAUAUUUUCUAGUUUCAAAAUUGAAA